Molecule: messenger RNA, 696 nt
Organism: Musca vetustissima
Lineage: Eukaryota; Metazoa; Arthropoda; Insecta; Diptera; Muscidae
Exons: 4
Coding region: 1-696 (231 amino acids)
Source: RefSeq, a predicted model, not a curated record
AUGAGCUCCCCACUCCCGUUGUGGUUGAUUAUUUGCUGGCAGUUUACCCAAACAUCGGUGGCUGCAUUGUUUUUUCCGGCUGCCUCGACAUUGCAACUGACAGUCUUAGUUUCUGCUCCCGUUGAGAAUCCAGUAAGAAAAAUAUACUGGGAUUGGGGAAUUCAGGCUAAUUACGACUUACCCUAUACUCCACAAAAUUUUAUUAACGUGCCAAUAUGGCCAAACAAAUGGGAAGAUGAAUUCGAGGAGGAAAUUCGAAGACGCAGGGGGCUGCAUGAAGACCACGAUAAAUCGGUGAAUCAUACCUGGUGGAGAAUUGCAGAGAAAUACAACGAGGAUGUUGCGAACAAACAUCCAAGUGACUUUACUGCUGGAGAGUUUUAUUAUGCAAUGGAAAAUCUGUUAAUAAGUUAUGGCUUCCACGAGACAUGUUUACUGCGAAGUGUUUGUGAGUUGGCUCGACAUCCAUUUGAUGACGCUCAAAAAAAUCUCCUAACCGAGAUUCUAACAUUCGUGUUGUCGCCAUCGCUGCAUGAGGCUUUCUCCGACACUGAGAUAUUGUACCGUGACGUUUACGAGGCAGCAGAACGAAACGGAUUUCUGCACUACAAUUGCGCCGAACUUUAUAGUGAAUGCGAAGAAGACUUACUAACGACCUUAACCAAUAUAAUUGAUAUUAGCCAUUCGAAUAGUUGA